This is a messenger RNA of Pimephales promelas (fathead minnow), 2281 nucleotides long. It is a transcript of the gene gmpr2, whose product is annotated as guanosine monophosphate reductase 2. NCBI's taxonomy places the organism in Eukaryota, Metazoa, Chordata, Actinopteri, Cypriniformes, Leuciscidae. The record is from RefSeq and is a predicted model, not a curated record. Gene Ontology annotation, cellular component: GMP reductase complex. Gene Ontology annotation, biological process: nucleotide metabolic process. Gene Ontology annotation, molecular function: GMP reductase activity.
GGAAACAGCGGUAAAAAUCCGUCCUCCUAACAUGACCGCUUCCAACCCGGAAACAGGUUUCAUUCUCUCAUGAAUAAACCUACAAGAGGUGCACGUCUCCAAUUAUAGACAGUGAGAUACAGUAUCAAGGCCAUCCUCUUCAGCAGCCAUGCCACGUAUUGAAAAUGAUAUCAAGCUCGACUUCAAGGACGUGCUGCUCCGACCCAAAAGAAGCACUCUGAAAUCUCGCAGUGAGGUGGAUCUCAUGCGCAGUUUUACUUUCAGAAACUCGAAGGGCAGUUAUCGUGGGAUUCCCAUCAUCGCCGCCAACAUGGACACUGUGGGGACUUUUGAAAUGGCUGUAGCCUUACAUCAAUUUACUCUCUUUACAGCCAUACAUAAGCAUUACAAUGUGGAUGACUGGAAGGAGUUUGCUUCCAAACACCCAGAAUGCUUAGAGAGUGUAGCCGUCAGCACAGGGACGAGUGAGGGGGAUUUUGAGAGAUUGGGGGCCAUUGUGACUGCUGUACCUCAAAUUCAGUACAUUUGUGUGGAUGUAGCUAAUGGCUACUCCGAACACUUUGUCAACUUUGUGAAAGACGUGAGGCAGAUGUUCACUACACACACAAUCAUGGCUGGCAAUGUGGUCACUGGAGAGAUGGUUGAAGAGCUGAUUCUUGCUGGUGCUGACAUCAUCAAAGUGGGCAUUGGACCAGGUUCUGUGUGCACCACUCGUAAGAAGACCGGCGUGGGUUAUCCUCAGCUGAGUGCAGUCAUUGAGUGCGCUGACGCUGCACACGGCCUGAGUGGACACAUCAUAUCUGAUGGAGGAUGUACCUGCCCAGGUGAUGUCUCCAAGGCAUUUGGGGCGGGGGCUGACUUUGUGAUGCUGGGAGGAAUGCUUGCUGGCCAUUCUGAGAGUGGGGGCGAAACAAUAGAGAAAAACGGCACAAAGUACAAACUGUUCUACGGCAUGAGUUCAGACACAGCCAUGAAGAGGCAUGCAGGAGGUGUAGCAGAGUAUAGGGCAUCGGAGGGUAAAACGGUUGAAGUGCCUUACAAAGGGCCUGUGGAGGUGACGGUGAGAGAUGUGCUGGGUGGAGUUCGUUCCACCUGCACGUAUGUGGGUGCUGCUAAGCUGAAAGAGCUGAGUCGUCGUACCACCUUCAUUAGGGUGACCCAACAACUCAACACAGUGUUUGGUAAUGAUAAUUAAGCUAGUUCUAAGGUGUAACCAGGUCCAUAUUGGGCCAAAUCAUGCCAAAUCCAUGCAAAGGUCAUUUUAUUCUCUCCACAGUCAUGCACACAUAUGCUUGUUCCCUCUCUCUCUCACACUCACACAUAUACAGUAUACUUCACAUUGUCAUUUAGCAUUUAAUGUGUAUUUUUGGAUUCACACGUUAGCUUUUGAAUUCACCAGAUUCUGUAUUGGCCACAACAUGGGCUUUCUUUUUUCUUUUUUUUGGAAAACUCUCUUUGGAAACUUGGAAAGUUCAGAAUUUUUUAAGUAUUCAAGGACACUGUAAUGAUAGUGUAGGUUUUGUGCAGUUUGUGUUUUAGGUCACAAUCUGAAAUCUUGAGUUAAUUUUAAGGUAAUUUGUCAAGAAUCUAUUAGAGCCUUAUAUUUUAUCUAAAUAAUUCAGACUUUGUUGUGAAUUGUAUCUAACUGUCUAUGCUUAAUGUCUUAUAAUUCUGUGAUUUUCUGAUUUGAUAUUCUAUUCUCCCUGGACCAAUUCAAAUCCUUUAAUAGAUUAUUACAGUAUUAGCGGUUUGUUAUACAAUAUUCUAAAGACAUCCGUUAUGUACUACCAUUCUAUUAUAUUGCAUAUAUUUGAAGACCAAAGAAGCAAGGGUAUUUUUUACCCUUUUAACAGUUUCUGCUGUGUUUGUAUGUUGGAAAUACAGCAGUAUUACACAAUCUUUCGAAGUCUUAAUACGUUUUUGUCAUAGUAUUAUGCAUUUUAGCCUGGUUUGAUCGUUAGAUAUACCACAGACUCAAAUCUUUUUUACUGAACUCUUAAUUGAGCUUAAUAAUUUAAUUUUUGUCUUUUUGUCAUACUAUUGAUAUUCCAUUACAGUUAAUGUUCUCACUGAUUAUGAUUGAAAUUUGCUGAUGGAGCAGAUUAGAAUGAAUGUGAAAGAAAUAAAACUCAUUUCCCCCCUUAACUAGAGCUAGCUAGUGGACGGUUUAAUUGAAUCCAUAUUGAUAUUGAUCUUUUUUCUUAUAUAUUUCACUUAAAGAUGUUCAGGAGUUAACAUUCCUGUAUUGUAUUCUGAAAAUAAAUAAAUCAAUUAGAUAAUA